This is a messenger RNA of Eufriesea mexicana, 831 nucleotides long. RefSeq names its product Glutamate-cysteine ligase modifier subunit (gene Gclm). NCBI's taxonomy places the organism in Eukaryota, Metazoa, Arthropoda, Insecta, Hymenoptera, Apidae. Gene Ontology annotation, cellular component: glutamate-cysteine ligase complex. Bases 19 to 831 code for a protein of 270 amino acids. The transcript has 7 exons. The record is from RefSeq and is a predicted model, not a curated record. Gene Ontology annotation, molecular function: enzyme regulator activity; glutamate-cysteine ligase catalytic subunit binding. Gene Ontology annotation, biological process: glutathione biosynthetic process.
AAAAUCGUAUUUAAUUUCAUGAAAAACUCGAAGAACCUGGUGAAACCGCAGAACUUCCUCCCACGGACACACCACCGAGCAAGAGCUCCCGGAAAGACUAUGUUAUCACAAAAUAUAUUAGUACGAACGGGAAAUAUACUUUCCUUAAAUGAGGCAAAAACAAAAGCAAGUCAAAAUCCUACAGACGAGCUAAUUGAAACACUAAAAAUUGUACUUCGUGACAAUGAGGGGACAGAUGAAAAUCCAGUAAUUAUUCAAGGUAUAGAAGAUAAUGCAUUGAAAGAUAUUAAUAGAGAAGAUGUUAAGAUAACUGUUAAAGUAUUUAUUUCAUCAGCUGAUGUUAAUUUAUUAAAGGAAGCUAUAGAUCAAGUCUGUGAUUCUUUAAAUAUAAAUGCAAUUGAAUCUUUAGUAAUUGCUUAUUCAAGUAAGGAAAGUUCAGAAGAGUUAUUAGCAUCAUUGAAACAUUUAUGGACUGGAGUAGAAGAAUAUGUGAAAAUUGGCAAAUUAUCAAGUGUUGGUUUAAGUGAUGUUGACACAAAUGUAUUUAUUGACCUACUUCAAUGGGCAAAUAUAAAACCAAAUAUUGUACAAAUUAGUUUAGCUACAUGUUGUGUUGUACCACCAGUUUUGCAGACAUUUGCUAAAGAAAAUGAUGUACAAUUAUUAACACAUAAUGAUCCUGGACAAAUUCUACAUCAAGAAGACCUAAAUGGAAUAUUUAAUGCUCAUACAAGUUUAUAUUGGAUUACAAGAUAUCAAAUUCAUUUAAAAUGUCGUGGUAUCUUAUCCUCAAAGGGUUAUCUAGUGUAUGUUAAUAAAAAAAUAACAUAA